Molecule: messenger RNA, 1801 nt
Organism: Brassicogethes aeneus
Lineage: Eukaryota; Metazoa; Arthropoda; Insecta; Coleoptera; Nitidulidae
Source: the annotation of a GenBank genome assembly
AUGAAUAAGGAAUCCACGGUGGAGAAUGUGCGUGUAUUUGUACGAGUAAGGCCUUUCAAUUUUCUUGAAGGAAACUCUGGGUUAAGACAAGUUGUAUCAGUUGAGGAGAAUGAAGCUGUGCUAGUGACAAAACCAAAUACGGCAAAAACAUACAAGAAGUCGUACAAUUUUUCCAAAGUUUUCGAUAUUUCUGCCACCCAAAUGGAUGUGUAUAGAACCGUAGCAGUACCCAUAGUGGAGAAACUAUUUGAAGGGUACAAUGGUACUAUCUUCGCGUAUGGGCAAUCAGGAACUGGAAAAACCUACACUAUGAUAGGGGAUACCUUGAAGGACCCCCAAAAGGGUAUAAUACCAAAUAUAUUUUCCCACAUUUUCUCCGAAAUAUCUGUGGCCAACAACGACAUGUCCUACCUAGUCACAGUAACAUACCUAGAAAUAUACAACGAAGAAGUGCGGGAUCUUCUGGCAGACGAUGCAAACAAAAAACUAGCCAUUAGAGAACGCACCGAUGUAGGUGUGUACGUCAAAGACCUACUAGGCUUCACCGUCGAUUCAAUGGAGUCCGUAAACGAUCUGCUGAAUAGGGGCAACAAGAAUCGAGCAAUCGGCUCUACAAAGUUGAACGCUUUAAGUUCCCGAUCGCACGCCAUCCUCACGGUCGCCGUAGAGUCCAAAAACAAGUCCACCAACACGGCGAAAUUCGGAAAGUUGAACCUGGUGGACCUGGCCGGUUCGGAAAGGGUAUCGAAAUCGCAAGCAACCGGCGAAAGACUGCGCGAAGCUGGCAAAAUCAACCUGUCGCUAUCAGUGCUAGGUAACGUGAUAUCAGCCUUGGUCGACCAAAGUACCACGCAUAUACCAUACAGGAACUCCAAGUUGACAAGGCUUCUACAAGAUUCACUGGGUGGCAACUCGCUAACAGCCAUGGUAGCAAUGGUGAGUGCAUCAGAAUUGGAUUACGAUGAAACCAUUAACACUUUGAUGUACGCUGAUAGAGUCAAGCAGGUCAAGAACUAUUUGACUGUUAACGUGGAGAAAAAUAGCGUUAUAAAGCAGUUUGAAGUCAAAAUACACGAACUUGAAGCCCAGCUGAACACUUUGAACAACAAUAGUAAGGAGAAAAGGACAAGAAGUAAAACCAAGAUACACGACGAACAACUUUUAGACGUCGAGUAUCAAAAACGCGAACUCCUCACCAAAAUCAACAUGAUCCAAAAGAAAAUCCUUGUCGGUGGGGAGAAUCUAGUCGAGAAAGCCCAAACGCAACUAUUUCUUCUGGAGAAUACCGAACGGGAAAUCCAAUCACUGGACACCAAUCAAAAACAACUCGAAGACGCCCUCUUUCUAAAGGAAGUGGAGAAAGAUUUGACGCAGAAAAAAUACACGAGCCUUCAGGAGGAAGACAAAGAGUUGAACCGACAAAUAGAGGAAGCAGAAAAACUCGUGGCGAUGGAGACCAAAAAUUUGAUAAGCAAAGAGAACGGGUAUCAACACGAAAUCGGCAUUCUACUGUACGAUAACAAGUGCUUGGCGAAACAGUUGCAACUCGUUAGGCUGUUGAAAGAGCACUGCGUACCGGAGUGUCAACUGUCAAAAGUGCUGGAUAAUGUUUACUGGGAUAAAAGGGAGAAUGAGUGGAGGCUUAAGUUUGUCGCUCACAGUGGCAAUAAUAUGAGAAAAAAGAGGACAAAAUCCAAGUCGGCUAGCGAUCUCUCCUGGAAUAUUAAUAAGGAUGCCUUUCAGAAGUACAAAAAGAAGAUUGAUAAGAAUAGGAGUUUGGAUAAGUUUUAGGCUAUUUAUA